Talaromyces atroroseus is the source of this 2223-nucleotide messenger RNA. RefSeq lists its product as hypothetical. The record is from RefSeq and is a predicted model, not a curated record. Lineage: Eukaryota; Fungi; Ascomycota; Eurotiomycetes; Eurotiales; Trichocomaceae. The coding region runs from base 1 to 2223 and encodes 740 amino acids. The transcript has 3 exons.
AUGGCGGAGCAUCUAUUUUUCCCUGAAAAACCUGAAAAGCCUCUUCGGAUAGAAUAUACAGGUCCGCUGUACGAUGGAGGCGAGUGGGAUGAAUACCCGACUCGCCAUGGAUGGAAAAAAGGGAACGGUGACAUAGAAUGGCUUGGUUUCUUGCUGGCUCACGCCAAGGAGGUUGAGUGCUGGCUCUAUUUUGGAAUGUUAUUUUACGUGUUUGGAGAGACGCUGAACCAGGCUGAUUUUCUUCGGAAAGAAGAAAGUGAAGAGCUCCUAACUACGACUCAUCUAUGUGACUAUGUGGAUAAUGUCCAGGAAUGGAAGAAGAAGAAAUACGGUGAACGAGCCGUGACCAUCGUGGACAAGGUCUGCAAAGAGCUGGAGACCUUCAAGGACUCUCUUCGGGAUGAAAUGAAACUAGCAAUACGCUUGAUUUGCCAGGCCCUCUGGAAUACUUCUGUUAAACGAGACGGACCCCGGCCUCAGCCCGAGCACGUUUCGAGGUGGCUACUGAGUGACACCUAUGAGACUGUUCGAAUGAUCAAGAGCGAAUGGUGUCCGUGGGAAGUAAUGAAAUCACGUUUCACGGGCUGUCAUGUUGAUACUAUGGCGUAUCUGCUUCAGCUUAAUCGCAGAAAACCGGCGUGGGAUAAUAGGACGCAUGUUGCAUGUGGGCUGACAAAAUGCGGUCAUAUACCGGCGGACGUUGAACAUUUGCAUGCCAUUCUGAAGGAUGGAGGCAUCCCUCUCGCCAAAAUCACACCACUGGCUGACGAGGACGGAGACGCAGGAUUCAAGAUUGAGAUUGUUCGCAAACGAACAGGGAGGCCAUACGUGGCCAUCUCGCAUGUGUGGUCCGAUGGAAUGGGAAACUGCAAUGGCAACUCGCUCCCCAAUUGUCAAGUGCGACUUCUCUACGAGCAGGCGACGCGUCUCGUGACAGACAAGGAAUACAUCCCACGACAAGUUGGCGAUCCCUUGGAGCACAUUGAAACCGGCGUGUCUCGACUGGCUCAUUUUGCCUUCGGUCAGGCUCGUGGCAAAGACAAGUCGGUACUGGUGUGGAUUGAUACGUUGUGUAUCCCGGAACAACGGGACGUGCGAAGUUUGGCAAUCCAGCGGAUUCGCCAGGUCUAUCUCGACGCAUAUCGAGUGCUAAUCCUGGACUCCGAAAUGCGGGAAGUCGAAUCAAACUCGAUCUCUCGGACGCAGCUUCUGAUCCGAGUCGUAUUUUGCUCGGGCUGGAUGCGCCGUCUAUGGACCCUUCAAGAAGGCCUCGCGGCCAAAUACCGUCUUUAUGUGCUGUUUUCCGACAAGCCUGUCAACAUAGCCACCAUCGCCGACGAGAUUCUCACCAAAAUUGACAAGAACAAAUUACCGAUCUUGCAAGAAAGAGUCGCGUAUCACGCCAUGUCCGUCUGGUUCAUGUUUUUCAAGGAAUCGAUCGAUUACGCAUCCAAGUUUAUACGGACAUUGGAUUUUUUUGGAAGCCCGUUUGUGGAACGGGCGUUCGACAAAGGCCACAUAUUGUCCGCAAAUUGGUAUAACGUAGGCACACGCACUGCGACCAAACCCGAAGAUCGUCCGAUCAUCUUGGCCGGUGUGUUGAAUUUCGACGUCAAACCUAUCUUAGACGCCAAGGGCGGUCCGGAAGAGCGAAUGCGCGUCUUUUACGGCAUGUUGGACGAGUUUCCGUACGGCAUCUUGUUUGAGGAAGAGCCACGCUUUGAAGAUGAAGGGAUGCGGUGGGCAGUGAAACAGUGUCAGUUUUCCGGUAUGCCCCAUGUUUUGGGGGGCAAAACAGGCAAGAUCACUCCUAGAGGCUUGCAGGUAUCAUCUCUAUCUUCGUGGUUAUUUCCAUCUAUGGUGGCGUUGGAUAUAAGCAGUGCGGAUUUUCAGUCUACUUCUGGUGACUGGCUUGUGCAGCAUAACCUCAAAGAUGCAACCACCGUCGAUGCUUGCACAUUGCAUUUCACGAACUCGGUGAAGUUGAUGCCGGACAAGGUUUAUGGGGUUAUCUUGCAGCGAGAGGAAUCGUAUGCUGGGAAGUCUUGUACCUUUGCCUUGGUGGAAUAUCAAUCCACAGAAGCAGACAAUGUUCACUAUGCCCGGUACGUGGGCGUGGGCACUGCACGGCGUGUUUUGAUCUGGGGUUUUUUGCCUCGCGAUGGAUAUCUGCUACCAUUUGGCUUUAAGAGCCUUGAAAAACGGGUAUGGGUAGUUGGGUAG